GUAAUGGGAUGUGUGUCCAAGAUCAGGAGGGAUGAGGUGUGAGAUGAAGACGCUCUGCAGACUGGUGCAUAGAGCGCAUGCAGGAGCUGCGUUCUGUCAUCAGGUACAUCUGUCUGUAUGCAGACUUCAGGAGAGGAGCAUGGCUGAAAGUAGACUGCGGAGAGACCUAAAGAGACACCCCCAGUGCUUGGAUUAUGGACCACCCUUCCGUCCUCCUCUCCACCUGGAGUUUUGCUCUGACUAUGACUCCUUCGGCUGCUGUGAUCAGCGCAAGGACCACCGCAUCGCUGCCCGGUACUGGGACAUCAUGAACUUCUUUGACCUGAAGGGCCAUGAACUGUGUGGAGGGUACAUUAAAGACAUCCUUUGUCAGGAGUGCUCUCCUUACGCAGCCCACCUCUACGAUGCUGAGAACCCUCAGACCCCGCUCAGGAACCUCCCGGGCCUCUGCUCUGACUACUGCUCCGCCUUCCAUCACAGCUGCCACUCUGCCAUCUCCCUGCUAACCAGUGACCGCAGCCUCCACGAGUCCCAGGAGAAAGAUGGCGCUCGCUUCUGCCACCUCCUCAACCUUCCCGAUGAGGACUAUUGCUUCCCCAACGUCCUGAGGAACAGUCAGCUCAACCGCAACCUGGGAGUGGUGGCUGAGGACCACAAGGGCUGCCUGCAGCUCUGCCUGGCCGAGGUGGCCAAUGGGCUGAGGAACCCGGUGGCCAUGGUGCAUGCUGGGGACGGCACCCAUCGCUUCUUUGUUGCUGAGCAGGUAGGAGUGGUGUGGAUCUUCCUGCCUGAUGGGAGUCGCCUGGAACAGCCCUUCCUGGACCUCAAGAGCAUGGUGCUGACCACGCCCUGGAUUGGCGAUGAGAGAGGGUUCUUGGGGCUGGCUUUUCAUCCCAGAUUCCGCCGCAAUCGCAAGUUUUACAUUUAUUAUUCAUGCCUGGGCAAGAGGAAGGUGGAGAAAAUCCGGAUAAGUGAGAUGAAGGUUUCUCUGUCUGACCCUAACAAAGCAGACCCCAAAUCAGAGAGGGUCAUCUUGGAGAUAGAUGAACCAGCCUCAAACCACAAUGGUGGACAGCUUCUCUUUGGCCUGGAUGGCUAUCUCUACAUAUUCACUGGGGAUGGAGGGCAGGCCGGGGAUCCCUUUGGCAAGUUUGGAAAUGCUCAGAACAAAAGUUCUCUGCUGGGGAAAGUGCUGAGGAUUGGUGUCAAUGGGGCUGGCGUGGAUGGCCAGCGAUACCAAGUGCCCCCGGACAAUCCCUUUGUUUCUGAGCCAGAUGACAUUCUGCCCAUCUAUGCUUAUGGCCAUGAUGUGGGAAAGUCGGUCACUGGAGGGUAUGUCUACCGUGGGUGUGAAUCCCCCAAUCUCAAUGGCCUCUACAUCUUUGGGGACUUCAUGAGUGGUCGACUUAUGGCUUUGCAGGAAGAUAGGAAAACCAAGAGAUGGAGGAAGCAAGACAUCUGCCUGGGCAACGCGUCCUGUGCCUUCCCGGGCUUGAUCAGCACCUACAACAAGUUCAUCAUCUCCUUCGCUGAAGAUGAAGCAGGGGAGCUGUAUUUCCUGGCCACCUCCUACCCAAGUGCCUAUGCUCCACAUGGAUCUAUUUACAAAUUUGUCGACCCCUCAAGGCGAGCCCCACCAGGCAAGUGCAGAUUUAAGCCAGUGCCGGUGAAAACCAAAACCAAGAAGAUCCGGUUCCGGCCACUUGUCACCACGGUUUUGGACUUGCUGAAGGAGGAGUCUCAGAAAGCAGCUCCAAGACCAUCCAAUGCAACCUUAGCUUCUGGCUCAGACCAGGCUGCAUCUCAGAAGGGCUCCCCCACGAAGCCAAUUUCUCCCACAAGCAGAAAGAAAACAUCGAGAGGGCCUGGUACCAAGAAGAGAGGCAGAGCGUGGUCCCCAGGUCCCCAGGGCAAGAGGAAGCAGAAUCUCCAUACCAGAAGUGCUGGGCUCAGGCAGGUGGCACAGCAGAAGUCCCCAGGCAGAAGCCAAUAGUGACCUCUCUGUCAAGUUGGCUGAGGAGACCAGAAGGCCUCACAAAGUGGAAGUUGCUACUGGCUGCUGAGGGUGGGUCUUGGAUAGUCAGGAAGCCUGGGUGGAGGUGGGCAGAGCUUGACUCCAGUGUGUGUGGUCUGUCUGUCUACUGAAAUCUUGCUGUCUACUGAAGACACACAGGAGCCUGUCUGUGGGCGGCAUUGCUGUGGGGAGACCACAGCCCACAUGACCCACAUGUGUAAGCUGGCUUACACAUGCUCUUGCGUGCAUACCUGCCUGGAAUCCCAUCCAACAUCCCUUCAACCUGGGGAGUAAAUCAGCUUUAGCUUACAUCCUUUGAUCUCAGUGUUGGGCAAUGGGAAAUCCAGCAUGUUCCAGCCAGCUAGCCUAACCAGCCCACUCCACUCUCCUGUUGCCGGUGAGUGAUUGGCUCCUAAGUGAGCCUUCUGGAAGAUGGAUGGCCCAUUUCCUUCCUCCAGACAGAAGCCCACGCACUGAGGACAAGCAGGCUCAGCUCUGAUCCUCCAGCACACAUUGUCUGGGGCUCAGCCAAUGGUUAAUAAACACAGCUGCAUUUCGUUUGGGGGUCCUCUGA
Cricetulus griseus (Chinese hamster) is the source of this 2588-nucleotide messenger RNA. NCBI's taxonomy places the organism in Eukaryota, Metazoa, Chordata, Mammalia, Rodentia, Cricetidae. The record is from RefSeq and is a predicted model, not a curated record.